CCUGUGCACGUAAGCGUCAAAUAUCACAACAAACCCAGUGGAUGCGGGGAUUAGCUGGAAAAAGCGCUCAGUGAUGGAGGUGAUGGAGGAGCUGGAGGAGCAGGUGGAGAGGCUGCUUGAAGGAGAGGGGGCAGAGGUGACGGGUUGUGAUGUGGGUUUGGACCAGAGUAAACCGGCCACACUCCGGAAAAACGUCACCUACAUCGUGGGUGCGGUCAUUUUCAACGACAAGGAGGAGGUCCUGAUGGUGCAGGAGGCUAAGUCUGAGUGCUAUAAACAGUGGUACCUGCCGGCCGGUCGUGUAGAGGUGGGAGAGAGUCUGGAGGAGGCGCUCAAGAGAGAGGUCAAAGAGGAGUCUGGCUUCGACUGUGAGCCCAUCUCGUUGCUGCUGAUCCAGGAGCAGGGCCCUCAGUGGAUCAGAUUCAUUUUUCUGGCUUCAGUCACAGGGGGGCGCUUGAAGACUCUGUCCGGGGCUGAUCAGGAGUCUCUUCAGGCCUGUUGGUGGGACAGACACAGCCCCCUGAACCUGAGGGGCCGAGACAUCCUCCGCCUCAUCGACUCCGGCCUCAAGUACCGUGGGGAUCCUGCCUAUCCUCCCGUCCGGCCCAUAGACCUGAGCUGUCAGCACGUGGUCCAGAGACCCGUCCUGCUUUACACCAACACCAAGGACCAAGUCUGGGUCCUGGUCUUAAGAGCGCCCUUUGCCCACCUGCCUGUCGUUGCCGCAAUCUGGACUCAUGCGAUCUCGUGGGGGGCCAGCAUGGUGGUCCAGGAUGCCCUCCCCUCGUCCUAUUACGACCAUGAUGUGAACACUGUGGGCGUGAUGUCCCUGCAGCACAGCGGGCGCGAGAACGGGCACAGCGACGGCGUCUGUCUGAACACACUCGUGAGGCUGGUGCCCGAACCACCACAAAGAGACGAAGAUGGACUCAAACUGCCCCCGGCCAACACAGAGCGCCCCCCGCAGAUUGAGAAUCCUCGAUACAUUUGGUACGAAAUCCAGAGCAUUGAACUAAAGGACAAGCUGCUGCUGAAGCUCAAAAACACAGCCAUCCUCCCACUGCACAGCCUGUACUGAGGAGAGCGCCCCCUAUGGACUAUACAGACCACUGCACAGCAUGUACAGAAGAGAGCGCCCCCUAUGGACCACUGCACAGCUUGUACUAUGAGUGCAUGAAUACUGUUGUAUGUAUUUGUACUGUACCAGUCGAGGAAACUAUGGCUACGUUCAGACUGCAGGGCUUAAUGCUCAAUACUGAUUUUUUUUGUGAAAUCAGAUUUUUUUUCACGUUUCCAAUUAAAUGUUUAAAUUAAAUAAAACGCCCCAAAAGUGUCCCACAUGUGCACUGGAGGACACGACGACGUCACACAACGCGAGCGUGUUCAGUGUUUACGGAAGUCGCCUUAACAAAAUAUGGUCCAGUUCUUGGUAAAAUGUUCAGGUUAUAUGUCCAUGGCCGCUUCGUUUGUUAGGAUCUUUAGUCUCCUUGUAAUUGAUUCGUAGGCUCUUUAUUUUUCGUUGACAUUGGAGCCAGGACCGUCUGUAGCCAUGCUCGGACAUUUCUUUGACAAUCAUUUAAAUCCUCCAAUUUUGCCUGAAUACAGCGAUCCCCCCAAAUAUUAAUAAACUCUCUAACCUCGCUUUUUCUCCGUUGACUGGACUCCGAGCCUGACGUGUAGGUGGGGUGAAUGUGACCUGCCCGUUCAGACUGAAGUCGCAUGUCAAAAGAUCAGAUAUGUAUCGGUUUUAGGAACACAUAUCCAAGUGUCCUGAGUCACAUCUGAAACAAAAAUUGGAUCUGUGUCGUUCAGACUGUCAUUAAAAGAUCAGAUACAGGAGCAUAAAAGCGAAAAAAUCGGAUUUGGGUCACUUCAGGCUGCAGUCUGAACGUAGCCUAUGAGUCGACUCCACUUUAAUAUCAUCACUGAAGCUUAAAGAGAGGGUAUUAUGAAUCUGUGUAUCAUUCGUUCACUCGUUUUUCAGUAUAAAACCAAAAAUAAGAAAACGAAAAGAACAACAAUUUUCUUCAUUAUUUGUCUCCAAAACCAAAAUGAGAAAACGGAUAAUGAUUCGUUUUUCAGUUUUCGAUUUUGUGUUUAAAUGAAAAAUGGAAACAACGGAUAACGGCCGUUUACGUGACUUAAACUGUGAUGCUGGACUGAACCAGGACUGAAUCAGGUCCGACCAGACCGGGACUGACACCAGGACUGAGACCGGGACCAAAGCGGGAUCAGACCAGGACUGAGAUCGGGACUGAGACUGGGACUGAGACCGGGACCAGACCAGGACUGAGAUCGGGACCAAACUGGGACCAGACCAGGACUGAGACUGGGACUGAAACCAGGACCAGACCAGGACUGAAACCGGGACCAAACUGGGACCAGACCGGGACGGAAACCUGGACUCAGACUGGGACCAGACCAGGACUGAAAAACUGCUCAGUCCUGGUUCAGUCCAUAUGCGGCGCAAAAGUCCCGCAUCACAGUUUACGUCACGUAAACGGCCGUUACCCAUUUUUUUCCAAUUUUUUUUUUUAAACACAAAAGCGAAAACUGAAAAAACAAAUCGUUAUCUGUUUUUUCAUCUUAGUUUUGGAGACAAAUUUUGAACAAAAUAGUUGCUUUUUUUAUUUUCUUACUUUUGGUUUUAUUCUGAAAAAACAAAUAAGCGAAUAAUACACGGAUUAUUAUGUAAAAUAUAUAUAUAUAUUUUUAGCUUUCUACCAUAUUAUAAUGCUGUUCCCUCAUCAAAAACUUGCCUGAAGACGUUUUCAUCCAUGGUUGUUUGAGUAAUUUAGCAAUCUCUCCCUCGCCCUAUUCAAACCCUCCUCACGUUUAGCUGUAAUAUUCUGUGCUCGGCCCCGCCCACAGCUCUACAUCACCCAUGCUCUUAUACAACAAUUCUCCAUAAAUAUACAAAAACAUAAUAGAAAACUGUACACGCAGGGGAGUGACUUAACAUGGAGAGUAAAAGGAGGCGGUGCUCAGCGUCAAAAAAGAAACUGAAACAAUUAACAAUUUGAAUAUGUUGUUUUUAGCGAUUAUAGCAUUUGUUGUUUAUUUUAUUAAUACUUUAUUUAACCAGACAUUAAGAAUCUCUUUUUGAGGAGAGUCCUGGCCCCAUAUUGUAAGUGUUUUUAGUGGUAGGCUACACAGGCACGGGAAGAACAUGAAAACGUCCCACCCAUUUUCAAAACAAUAAGAGGUAACGUGGUGAUUUAAAUGUUAAUACCCCGUAGAAAUGUAAUACCCGAGUGUAGCAGCAGUAAAACAGGGUUAUUCACUGAGUUUACGUUUCAAUAUAUUCCAUUAUUGAAGACAAACGUACUAUGAAUGAGCAAUUUUAAUGUUUAAAUGCAAAUGUUUUAAUGUUUUUGCUAUCGGUACUUAAAAACGGUUGUAUUAUUUAUUAUGAUAACAGAGUAUAUAAACUGAUACUUAUCUGAAAUAA
Molecule: messenger RNA, 3451 nt
Organism: Boleophthalmus pectinirostris (great blue-spotted mudskipper)
Lineage: Eukaryota; Metazoa; Chordata; Actinopteri; Gobiiformes; Gobiidae
Gene: nudt18
Product: nudix (nucleoside diphosphate linked moiety X)-type motif 18
Exons: 9
Coding region: 74-1078 (334 amino acids)
Molecular function (GO): 8-oxo-dGDP phosphatase activity; magnesium ion binding; 8-oxo-GDP phosphatase activity
Source: RefSeq, a predicted model, not a curated record